Lactuca virosa is the source of this 618-nucleotide messenger RNA. NCBI's taxonomy places the organism in Eukaryota, Viridiplantae, Streptophyta, Magnoliopsida, Asterales, Asteraceae. The record is from the annotation of a GenBank genome assembly.
AUGAGAACCACCAUUACUCACAACAACCUUCAACUGUCACCACAAUCCACCGGUGUCGCCUUUACCGAUUCCACCACGCCUCCCUCUAUGUCUUCUUCUAUAUAUAAACGUAUAUUCAAAUCGAACAGGGGAUUGUCGUUUCUAACAUUCAAAUCGAACAGAAUCGCAGACGGAGGAAAGAAAAGAAACUUGGUAGUGACAAAACUGUAUAAGGAACUGGUGUUCUCUUUGGGGAAAAUGCACAACCAUGGAUCUGUUGAUUAGGUCGCUGGCAAAUUAUAGGGUCACGGUUCAGAGGCUACUAAAAAACACAAUGCUGCUAAAUAAUCUUGUCAACUAAGAUGUCUCAAAACAUAGAAACGAAUCUUUCAAAUUCCACAGUUUUAGCGGGACAAGGUGGAAGGCUUAUGGAAAAUAGAAUAGAUGAUGUAUUUGUUUUAUAGAAAAAUAGUAGAUGGUGAAAAUUGGCAAAUGAUGGUAUUGAAAAUGUACAUUUUUAGGAGAGAGAUAGAUACAGGUGAUGUAUAAUCAUGGGCUGCUUGUACAUAUGGUUCUAAAAUAAACACAAGGGUGAAAUUUGUAUAUUAUAUACGGUUAAAUGUCAACAUUUACGUGCUG